CGCGACUGUCCAAGCCGGGGCUCGAAACGGCAACCUUCUGAUUACAAGGUGAACUCCCAACUCUUGAGUCACGAUCGCCCUUGCCAAAAGAUGUGAUGGAUUCAGUAAAGCUGAUUCCAAAGCCAAAAGAGCCACUGCUUCUCCCAAAACCAGGUGGUGAUGGCUGCGUGCGCUGUGCUGUGGUAGGUACUGGAGGAAUCCUGAACGGCUCAAAGAAGGGGGUGGAAAUCGAUGGCCAUGAUUACGUUUUUCGGAUGAAUGGUGCCAUCACUAAGGGUUAUGAGGAAGAUGUAGGAAACAAAACAUCGGUUUACGUUCACACAGCCCACUCCAUCACGACAUCACUUUACUUGCUCAAGAAGUACGGGUACAAAUCUGCCCCUCAUGACGAGGGUAUAAAAUAUGUGUUGAUUCCAGAGGGGAUGAGGGAUUUCCAGUGGCUAAAGGCUCUUCUGAGAGGAGAAAAGGUCUCUGCUGGCCCAUACCGCAAUAAACUACCAAGGACCUACUAUUCAGGGCAAUACAAUGAAAGUCGUUUCUACGUUCUGCACCAGGACUUCCUCCGAUAUGUGCGGAACAGGUUCUUACUGUCACCUAAUCUGAAUAAAACAUCCUGGUUUUUGGUCAGACCAACCAACGGGGCAUUCACUGUCUUCUUGGCUCUGCACACCUGUGACAUAGUGGAUGCAUAUGGAUUUAUGACUGACGAUAACUACUAUGUUGAGAAAAACAUGAGCAAAGUCAUUUUCUACCUCAACCAUGACUACAUUUUGGAGAAGAAUACAUGGAAAGACCUUCAUAACAGGAAAAUAAUCAGGCUGUAUGAAAGAACUGAGUCAAAAGCAAAGAACUAAAAGCAACACUGACAUGAUCAAGAUUUCUGAUUACCAGAUUUAAAAAACAACUAUGUGUACUUUCCAAAGACUGAGACAAUAUGUGAUGCUCAGUUUUACUCAUUAUGGUAGCUGGUUUUAUUUUUCUGCAACUCCUUUUGUGGUUUUAUCAAAAGCAAAAGACGAUCGAGCAGUAAUAUCUCAUUAAUGAUGCAAACUAAACCAUCCAAAGCAAAGAUGCUAUGAUUAUUAUCACUCAUGUUAUUUUAAUGUGCAUCUCUGUGGGUAAAUUUCCAUAGAUUAAAAUCAAGCAUCGACAACAGCUGGGAUUGAGUCAAGAGCAUUAAUGCAGAUGAACUCUUUGCCUCUUUUUUUUUUUUUUACUAUUGGUUUAAUUUGGUCACGUUGAAGGGUUUUCAGCAUAAAUGGCCUGUUUUAAGUUAUGCCAACAUUGUAGUUUAGAAAUUAAGUAGGAAACUCUAAAAUCUUGUAAUCUCUAAAAUUUUUUGGACAUUCAGAUGUGGAGUUGGGGUGUGUUUUGGAUCUUUGUCCAAAUUCUGCAUAACCAAAGUGUGCUUGAGCUCCAGAGCAUUCAUAGCUAUAUCACUUAUUGGCUCUGACAAUCACGUUACCACAACUAUGUUUGCCUGUUAAUUUUAUUGAAGUGCUGUGUUAGUAGCUUGUCAGAUGUGAUGGGACGCAAACCUUCCAAAUAUUUCUGAUUUUCUCUCAUCAGUCCAAAAAAUAUUUUCAAAACAACUCUUGGGGCUCAUCAACAUGUUUUUGGCAAAUAUGUGAUGAGGCUUUUUUUUUGGUCAGCAGUAGUUUUCUUGAAUCAGUAGGCAGUAAUCGGGCCUUGGUCUGGUUAGUAAAUUUGUGGUUAAUCAAAGUUAAUUCAUGAUUUAAAAAGCUGGGGCAAUUCCUUUUUUACUUGGGACCAGGUAGGUUUGGAUAUUUUUUCCCCUUUAAUAAAAUAUUUGUAUUUAACUUUUGUUAAUUUAUUCUAUUAGCAUCUUUGUAUAAUAAUAAAAUGUGUUCAAUGAUCUGAAGUAAGGCUGACAAAUAUGCAAAAAACAAAAUCAGCAAGAGGGCAAAUACCUUUUCAUAGCACCGCAUGCAUAGCUGGACUGGCCAUCGGGCAUACCGGGCAUUUGCCUGGUGGGCCGAUGGUGAUUUUU
Molecule: messenger RNA, 2011 nt
Organism: Maylandia zebra (zebra mbuna)
Lineage: Eukaryota; Metazoa; Chordata; Actinopteri; Cichliformes; Cichlidae
Source: RefSeq, a predicted model, not a curated record